Ectocarpus siliculosus is the source of this 2320-nucleotide messenger RNA. NCBI's taxonomy places the organism in Eukaryota, Phaeophyceae, Ectocarpales, Ectocarpaceae. The record is from the annotation of a GenBank genome assembly.
GUCACACUUACGGAAGUGUAGGUUCGUGGUGGUGUGCGAGAUGAUGCGGAUGUACCCCCUACUCUUCGGGGCAGGAGCAGCUCGCAAAUGCCACGCGUUCAGCACCGCUGGGUUCGUGUCUUCUCACCCACCACCACCACAACCACCACCGCCAACCUUGAGUUCCCAAAUCGGGUUCUCCUUCACUCCAGGCGGCCUGCUCUUUCCUUACCACCUCGGGGUGGCGAAAUGCCUGGAGAUGGAGGGGUUCCUUUCCAACGACACCCCACUAGCUGGGUCUUCGGCAGGGGCGCUGGCGGCAGUUGUAGUAGGAUGUGGCUUGAGCAUCGACACGGCCGCCGAGCUGUCAGGGCGAGUCUUCGAUGACUGCAGCGACGGCGGCGCAGCUUUCAGAUUAAGGAACAUCGUACAGAAAGGUCUGGAUGGUGCGCUACCGGAGGACGCGCACGAGAUCCUUAACAACAGGGAGGGCGCAGUUACCGUGGGCAUUACCCAGCUUGGGUUCCCGUCACUGAAAAAAAGCGUGUUCGUCAGCAACUUCGAAUCGAGGGCCGACCUCAUCGAAGUCCUGCUAGGUUCUUGCCAUGUGCCGUUUUGGUUCAGCGGGCAACCGUACAUGCAGGUAAGGGGUCAACCCACGGUAGACGGUUUCUUCGCGAUGCCGAGGGCACAGUUCGGUGCUCCGGACAUCCCCACCGCGGACGAAGUUGUACGCAUCACCGUGUUUCCAACCACGUCGGUCCCGAUGCAGUCAGACAAGCCCGGUGACUUGAUCUCGCCGGAUCUGCUUGACAGGUACCAGAGCGGACGUUUCAUGGAGCUUCUGAAUUACGCGCUAAACCCCGGCAACGAUUUUGUCCAAGAAGAGCUUUUCAACGCUGGCUUCGAAUCCGGAGGCGUGUGGUGUGACAAGUAUGGCGAGGACUACAGGAGGCGGCACGAGGAAAAGUAUUCGCCCGAGAUGCUGGCGCCAUCUACGGCCGGGUUGUAGUGCGCCGGGGUUGCGUUUCAUGCAUACCUCAUGAUUGAAGCGGGCAUACUGUCCGUUUGAGCCCCCCGGCAACACGCAAUGUGCAGGACUCAGUGGGCGCGCGAUGUGUAGAAACGCAGAUUGUGCCGAGGAUGUCACUGGUGUCGUGCCCGUUUGGCCUGACUACUCUCGAUGUUUAGCUCCAUGACUUUCCUCGAGUGUUUUGGUAGUGACUUGUCGCAAGAAUGCUAUGGUGCGUGCAUACUGGUACGGAGUGUAGGCUACGCCAGAAAAUCGUUUCUGUAUGUUUAUCUUGGCCCGGUAAUAUAGAGUUUCAUCCCUAAUUAGAUAUGAGGAAUGCAGGAGGUAGAGUAUUUGAGUUUUAUGUGUUCCGUUUUGAUGUUGCCGUAAUAGAGUCAAGGUAAAACAAGACUAAAAAAAAUUAUCACACUCUGUUCCCGUUUGCCAUUUUGUGACAGAAAAAACGGGUAGGUGUGUUGGGGUGUUGCGGCGUUGUGAAUUGGCGGGAUGACCCAACGCUGUGAGGGAUUUUGGUGUGGUUUGUGUAGUCUAUGCCACACGAUACGUGGGUUCGUUCCAUGCUCCCGUCGUUGGGGUGUUGGUUGCCUAUUUUGAUUCAAUCAGUUUAAGAAAAUGAGGUCAACUCGCGAAAGGGGUACUACUGUACGUGGGUAACUGCUGUCCUUUGCUGUGUAGCGAGCAUGAGGGGGAUAUUGAUGCGACUACGAUAUUGCGGUUGGAUAACGGCGAGUGGUGACUUUUUGUUGUGGUUGGGUUCGGUACACAUGUAUCCUUACCGUGGAUAAGUUGGUACUGAAGAUAUCGGUGAACAUUGGGGUUAUGCGGGAUUUGUCCUUCUGUACCGCCUCUCGCGGAGAUUACAACGCUUUUGGUUGGAGAAACAAGAGACGUGUGAGAGCCCACGUAUGUAUGCCCCCUGAGCGAAUGAGGUGUUGACGGCUCAGAGGUACUGAGGCGCCCUUGAUAUAGGGGCUGAUGCUCGCCGUGGAGAGAAUACAAUGUGAAGCCGGGGGGGAUACGUACAUGCCGAUGUCCUUUUACGCCAACGUUGUACAUGCCACAUAAAUUAGUGGUAGGGUUUUGGUUGAUUGUCAUGAGCUCAAAUGCUUCUUUUUGUUAAUUGCGCCCCGCCAGCAAGGAGGGCUGCUCGAAGGUUGUUGAGGACAACGCCGCUUGCUGUGUGAAUGUUCGAAAGGUUUGUAGUGCGGGCGUACCAAGCGUGCCAACCUGGGGCCUUGGGCGCAGCUUGCAUGCAGUGGCAGAGGAAAGCAGUAGAAAAUAUGUAGCGGUUACACUUUGUUCUUUGGC